Molecule: messenger RNA, 2512 nt
Organism: Oncorhynchus keta (chum salmon)
Lineage: Eukaryota; Metazoa; Chordata; Actinopteri; Salmoniformes; Salmonidae
Product: plasmalemma vesicle-associated protein-like
Exons: 6
Coding region: 820-2244 (474 amino acids)
Biological process (GO): regulation of vascular permeability; positive regulation of cellular extravasation
Cellular component (GO): caveola
Source: RefSeq, a predicted model, not a curated record
GACCAUGUUUACACCUCAGACAUAAUCCUGUCUUCUCCCUUUCACACCAUAUUACGCUCAGGAGAGAACUUCUGGAACUUUACUAUUUGGGCUGUCAAUGUGUGCUACCUUAGCUCAGAAACGGGAUACUAUCUUCACCACCAGGGUCUGCCUCAGCUGUCGCCACUACCAGGGUUUGCAUCAGAUAUCUCCACUACCAGGGUCUGCCUCAGAUAUCUCCACUACUGGGGUCUGCCUCAGAUAUCUCCACUACCAGGGUCUGCCUCAGAUAUCUCCACUACCAGGGUUUGCAUCAGAUAUCUCCACUACCAGGGUCUGCCUCAGAUAUCCCCACUACCAGGGUCUGCCUCAGAUAUCUCCACUACCAGGGAUUGCAUCAGAUAUAUCCACUACCAGGGUUUGCAUCAGAUAUCUCCACUACCAGGGUCUGCCUCAGAUAUCUCCACUACCUUGGUCUGCCUCAGAUAUCUCCACUACCAGAGUCUGCCUCAGAUAUCUCCACUACCAGGGUCUGCCUCAGCUAUCUCCACUACCAGGGUCUGCCUCAGAUAUCUUCACUACCAGGGUCUGCCUCAGAUAUCUCCACUAACAGGGUCUGCCUCCGAAUCUCCACUACCAGGGUCUGCCUAAAAUAUCUCCCAUCUUAUCUAUUUAUUUGGAUUUUUGUUUGGGAAAGAAGAGUUCAGUGCUUGUGGUUUAACGCUCUCUACUUGGUCCUCAAGAAGUGGACCCUAUUUGAACCAACUAAAUCGGUCUGUGAUUGGCUGUUUCUCAGUAAGGGUGUUCUGUACUGUACUGUGUCUCAGAGGCUAAACAGCCAUGUACAAAAGCAGUUACUCCCAGGCCAAGUUUGGCUUGGAGGCCAGGAGGAAGAUCCAGAAGCCCAGAGGGAAGAGCUGUGGCUACUACAUGAGGGUUGUCUUCUUCUUCUCCUCUCUGAUCCAGUCACUCAUCAUCGUCAGCCUGGUGCUCUUCCUGGUCUACGGGAGCUCCCCAGAUGCGGUGGCCGAGAGCCGGGUCAAGGACCUGGAGAAGAGCUUCAACCACCUCUCCAUUGACAACAUCAACCUCCGGCAGCAGGGAAAGAACCUGACGAAGCUCCUGAAUGCCACCCUGACUGACAAGAUGCGCAACGACAAAUAUAUGAUGAGUCUGCGUCAGGUGGCAAACGGGUCUGGCAUGUUCAUCGCCAAUCUCAAAGGACUAGUGACUCAGUGUGAAAAUGAUAAGGGAAGAUGUCAGAUUCAACUUAGAAUGAGCCAAUGCUUCAGGGCCAUGCCCCCAAAUGAAAACCAGGUCCAGCAGCUGGAGCAGUUGCUAAAGCUAGUGAGCUCCAACUUCAGUCAGACGGUGCAGUUCAUGAGGAUGGAGAUGGAGAACAAAGUCAUGGACCGGGACACCCUGACACUGGAGGCCAUCUCCCUCCGGAGGGACAAGACCUUCCUGCAGAGACAACUGGAGGGCUACAGGAAGAAGUGCAAGGAGGACUUUGUCCAAUCCCUGGCUGGCAUCUCUGACGUCUCUAAAGCCUUCCUGUUGAAGAUCGACAACCUUCUGCCCAAUGUCAGCCCCUUCCUGCUCACCUGCGAGAAGCAGCUCCACCACCUGGACCAGAUCCGCAACAACUGCACCGGUCUGUCCCGCGAGGUGGAGAACAAGUUCCAGCAAUACCUGAACAAGGUGGGCUCUCAGAUGUCAGAGAUUGAGGGUUGCAGUGCCAGGCUGCAGGCAGAUAAAGACCAGCUGAAGGAGGUCUACAACUGGUGCAGCUACAACCGCAGUGCCAUGGCCCUGGAGCACCGCGAGAAGCUUCAGAAGACCCAGGAGAAAUACGACCGAGAGACGGAGAGGCUGCUGAUGGAUAGCAGAAGGCUGCAGGGGGACAAGGAGCUACAGGAGACGGUGAUGAAGGUGAAGGAGGGCGAGAUCGGCAUUCUCAAGGACAAGAUGAAUAACCUCAACACCUCACUGGUCAACUGUGGCUCCAGGACCGGAAUGGGUAACCCAGGAAUGUCCGGAGCAAAUCAGACUGGACCCUGGAGUAGCAGGCAUGGGAUGGGUUACCCUGGCUCAACUGGGAAUGGAUUUGGCAGGGCAGGGUCAAGUGCUUCGUCAUCAUCAGGCGCCACAAGGAUGAACGGUUCAGGAAUGGACGGCUCGAAAGGUUUAGCACAUAUCAAUCAACACUUACGAGAACUGCAGCAGUAUUCUAAUGCCGACUCCGGCUCAGAAGUCUCUGGGUAAUCCAUGAAAUUUCAGAGGAAAAUGGAGGAAAACCUAUAAAACCCAGUCUCCUCAUAUUGAGUUCUGGUUUGUCAAUAUACACUACCAGUCAAAAGUUCACCUACUCAUUCCAGGGGUUUUCUUUAUUUUUUACUAUUUUCUAUGUUGUAGAAUAAUAGUGAAGACAUCGAACUAUGAAAUAACACAUAUAGAAUCACGUAGUAAACAAUUUUUUAAACAAAUCUGUUUUCAAUGUACUGUAUAUACUUUUAUUAAAAACUAAGGAGUA